Molecule: messenger RNA, 412 nt
Organism: Oncorhynchus gorbuscha (pink salmon)
Lineage: Eukaryota; Metazoa; Chordata; Actinopteri; Salmoniformes; Salmonidae
Product: protamine-like
Exons: 2
Source: RefSeq, a predicted model, not a curated record
GGCUCCAGGGGGAAGAUCGACGGCCCACCAACCAGGGUUUCAGGGGGAGGCCGGGUGGCCGGGCGGCCGGGCGGCCGGGCGGCCGGGCGGCCCACCAACCAGGGCUCCAGGGGGAGGCCGGAUGGCCCACCAACCAGGGCUCCAGGGGGGACAGUGCGUAGGAAAGGCCUGCAUAGGAAAGGCCUGCGUAGGAAAGGCCUGCGUAGGAAAGGCCUGCGUAGGAAAGGCCUGCGUAGGAAAGGCCUGCGUAGGAAAGGCCUGCGUAGGAAAGGCCUGCGUAGGAAAGGCCUGCGUAGGAAAGGCCUGCGUAGGAAAGGCCUACUUAGGAAAGGCCUGCGUAGGAAAGGCCUGCGUAGGAAAGGCCUGCGUAGGAAAGGCCUGCGUAGGAAAGGCCUGCGUAGGAAAGGCCUGC